Molecule: messenger RNA, 1257 nt
Organism: Beta vulgaris subsp. vulgaris (sugar beet)
Lineage: Eukaryota; Viridiplantae; Streptophyta; Magnoliopsida; Caryophyllales; Amaranthaceae
Exons: 3
Coding region: 1-1257 (418 amino acids)
Source: RefSeq, a predicted model, not a curated record
AUGCCAACAGCAGCGCUGGCUUUACCUCCAGUUGAGAACUGUUCUAAGUGCUCUGCACUUAGAUUUGUUUUUGAACCGCUUGGAUUUUGCCGUUCAGAUGGCGAAGUUGAAAUUGCAUCAAAUUCAUUCCCAUCAGAACUCAUUAGGCUCUUUACUUCCCAAGAUGAUGAUGUUGUGCACUUUAGAACAUAUGCACGCCUCUAUAAUAAUUUCUUUGCUUUUAGUUCUCUAGGUGGUGAUUUUGAUUCAUGUACUCAAAAAGGCAUCUAUGUAUUCAAGUUACAUGGCCAAAUCUACCACUUCAUACCUAAUCUAUUGCCUACUGACCAUAAUCCAAAAUUCUUACAACUAUACUUUUACGAUGCUCAACAUGAAUUAGAAAACCGUUUGAAUUUGUUCCCUGAAUUGAGGCCUGAUGUGAUCGCUAUUCUGAUGGAAAUCAUGCAGCAGAACCCCUACGCAAAAUUUUUCAGAUCCCUUCGUGAGCUUGAUGUUGUGGAGAAUACGAGAAUCCACUUAAACAAAGACCAUGUGCUUGACCAGCGCGUGUACAAUGCUCCUACUACUGAAGAGGUCGCUUAUCCCUUGCUUUGCCCCUACGGGGAUUGUGGGUGGCACCACGGUCUUAAGAAAACAAACAAUGGUGCCCGUAGGCAGCGUGCGCUUGCUCAGCAAAAUAUCGCUGUUGCAUUAGCUGGCGAUGUCGACGACUUGUUAGCUGCUGAAGCUGCUGUUGCGGCGCAGGUCACAACAACUAGGACUCAAAUUUCUUGCAGAGCAUAUUAUGCAUAUCUUCUACAAAUGCGACCUCGGAACUACAUUUUGCGAGCGUGCCGCUUAUUCCAACAAUUCAUUGUUGAUAUGUAUGUCAAGCUUGAAAACACAGGCCUGGAUUUUUUUAGACACAAUCAAGCAACAAUCCGGGUGGAACUGUAUCAAGGCAUCUUGGAUUGCUUUGAAGGCGGCGAGAAUAGUGGAGCAAAUGUGGGGCAUAGAGUUAUCCUCCCACCUAGCUUUCUCGGGGGUCCUCGUGACAUGAAGCGUUGUUACUUAAAUGCAUUUGCCUUGGUGCAGCGCUAUGGCAAGCCUGAUCUAUUUAUUACGAUGACGUGUAAUCCGAACUGGCCUGAAAUCAAAGAUCAUCUUGCUCCAGGUGAACUUGCCCAGCGUCGGCCAGAUAUAUAUAGUUGCACGUGUUUUCCGUGCAAAGCUGCUGAAGUUGAAGAAAUUGCUUGUCGAAGACAGUGUUUUGGGUGA